GGGAGGCGCCGUCGGUGCUCGGAGUAGGCAGCCGGAGCCGCGGCGGCGCUCCUGAGGAAGCAGCGCCGGGACUCGCCGUGGCCGAGGACGGGGACAGCGACCGCGGCGGCCAGGCCCGGCCUUGGGCCCCGCGCGCCAUGGAGAUAGAGAAGGAGUUCCACCGGCUCGACCAGGCCGACAGCUGGGCCGCCAUCUACCAGGACAUAAGACAUAAAGCCGGUGACUUUCCUUGUAAAGUGGCCAAACUUCCCAAAAACAAAAAUCGCAACAGGUACAGAGAUGUCAGCCCUUUUGACCACAGUCGAAUUAAGCUGCAGCAAGAUGAUAAUGAUUAUAUCAAUGCUAGUUUGAUAAAAAUGGAAGAGGCACACAGGAGCUACAUCCUUACACAGGGUCCUCUGCCAAAUACUUGUGGUCACUUUUGGGAGAUGGUUUGGGAACAGAAAAGCCGUGGUGUUGUCAUGCUCAACAGAGUGAUGGAAAAGGGAUCAAUAAAAUGUGCGCAGUACUGGCCACAAAAAGAAGAGAAAGAAAUGCUAUUUGAAGAUACCGACUUGAAGCUCAUUUUGAUAUCGGAAGAUAUAAAAUCCUACUAUACAGUACGACAGUUGGAAUUGGAAAACCUGACAACACAUGAAACCAGAGAGAUUCUGCACUUUCACUAUACAACGUGGCCUGACUUUGGAGUCCCUGAAUCUCCAGCUUCGUUCCUCAACUUCCUGUUCAAAGUGAGAGAGUCGGGGUCACUGAGCCCCGAACAUGGACCUGUCGUAGUGCACUGCAGUGCAGGAAUUGGGAGAUCAGGAACUUUCUGUUUGGUGGAUACUUGCCUCCUCCUGAUGGACAAAAGGAAAGACCCUUCUUCUGUCGACAUUAAGCAGGUUCUUUUAGAAAUGAGAAAAUACAGAAUGGGGCUCAUACAGACUGCAGACCAACUUCGUUUCUCUUACUUGGCUGUUAUAGAGGGAGCAAAAUUUAUUAUGGGAGACUCUUCCGUGCAGGAGCAAUGGAAAGAGCUUUCUAAUGAAGACUUGGAACCACCACCAGACCAUACUCCUCCGCCCCCAAGACCACCCAAACGAACCUCAGAAAUGAAUAAUGGAAGGGUGCAUGAACCCGUAUUUCCAAAGCAUCGGGUGACUGAAGAGACAAUCAAGUGUGCCGUCGCUGCAGUUCAGGAGAAGGUGCUUGAUGGGGAGCAGCCAGAUGCAGAGAGCACUAGUCAAGACACUGAGCUUAGGAAGAGAACUGUUGACGCUUCACCACAUAGCGAAGAGCUGGUGAAGCUGGAAGAAGAGGACGACGAGAACACGAUGACCACUUGGAAGCCGUUUCUGGUCAACAUCUGCAUGUUCACUGUCCUCACAGCAGGAGCAUACCUCUGUUACAGGGCAUGUUUUCAUUGAUGGACACACCAGCAUCGGUACCAGAAAUGCCGGCAACAAAACUGGCAUUUGAUCUGUUUCUGUAAAAAAGGAAAGCUAAAGGGGGCUUCCGAGCCUUGUCCCAGGGGAAGUGUAUCUUAAGUUGGAGAAGCUGGAACUUUGGUUAGGGCUUAAAGAGAAAAUUGAUGCACUAGGGUUUAAUUUUUAGCCCUGUGGUCCCAAGAACAUAAUAUUCUAAUCUCAGGGCCUUAAGAUAUUCAGGAGUAAGCAGAGAAUAUGCCAAAUAAGUCUUGUGUUUUUAUUAUUUUUCCUUACUUUUAACGGAAUAAGAGUUUACAACACAUUGUUGUUCUUUUUUCUUUUUUUUUUUAGUAUUUCUAAAGCCAGUUUUUAUUUUAUUUUUUUUUAAAGAACUUUUAGGCACAAGUGAAAAUUUGCUUGUAUUCUCCAAGUGUUUGUAACCAAAUACAUGAUUUAGGUUCUUUUAAAACACCACUACUCAUGCAAACACCCAAGAAUGUAUGAAACUUUGAAAAGGGAGAGCUCUUUCCUUUAUGCCUUUAAGAGACUGGGGGCUCGGUCUGUGAAGAACCACUUCUGCGUGACUUCUAUUAGUUAAAUUGGCUGCUGCUCCAGUUGAAUGGAUAGAGAUUGUAUAGUAGUGCCUCUUGGUGGAUUUCACCCCUGCAUUUUUUGUUUUUGGCACUGCGAGUAGUAACAAAUCUGUUUGAUUUGAUGGUUUAUCUGUUCUGAAAUAGAUUCUUGCUUUCCAUACAUGUCUAUUAUUAUAAUGGGCAUUGGCAGUUGUUCAGGGCACCUCAGAGGUCAAAGGCUAUUUCUCUCCCCUCCUCCUGCCUCCUUUUUGGAAGCAAUUAACUAUAUUUCCUCCCCUCCACUGCCCCAUGCUAUUUUUUUUUGAUGCACUCAACUACAUACACACCUACUGUAUUGUAGCAUCAACUUUCAUUAAAAGCGGGGGGGGGGAUCUGUCUGAGGAAGGAAAUUUAGUGUUUAGCAGUUGUUUCAGAUAAUUAUUUUCAAAAGAACUGGGUUAAAGGUUUCUUCCCCCAGAAUGUAAAAUGCAGUAUCGUGCUGUAUUUGCCCUAUAAAGAAUCUUUUGUGUUCAAGCUAAAAAUGAAAGGAGGAUUUUUGUUCAAAAGACAAUGAAAAUCCUCCUUUGUUCCUCCUGGUCAGAGAGAUCUAUUGCUAUUUGGAAGUAUUCCAACUCAGAAGAGAUUUGUGGUCCUAGCUGUAGGUUGUUUCAGUGGAGGAAGAUCUGAGGCUUUUUUGUUAUUGGCAGCUGAGGUUAACUUGCCAUAGCUAAGAAGGCAGCAGAAAUUUAAAUCCUUGCAGUCGGUGUUUUAUAUUUUAUUUUGCCAGAUAUGACGUUAUAGAAACACACUACCAAAAAACCCAGUGAAAGAUGAA
This is a messenger RNA of Eublepharis macularius, 2813 nucleotides long. It is a transcript of the gene PTPN1, whose product is annotated as protein tyrosine phosphatase non-receptor type 1. Lineage: Eukaryota; Metazoa; Chordata; Lepidosauria; Squamata; Eublepharidae. The transcript is spliced from 9 exons. Gene Ontology annotation, biological process: protein dephosphorylation. The record is from RefSeq and is a predicted model, not a curated record. Gene Ontology annotation, molecular function: protein tyrosine phosphatase activity. The coding region runs from base 138 to 1406 and encodes 422 amino acids.